Molecule: messenger RNA, 1202 nt
Organism: Arabidopsis lyrata subsp. lyrata
Lineage: Eukaryota; Viridiplantae; Streptophyta; Magnoliopsida; Brassicales; Brassicaceae
Product: desumoylating isopeptidase 1
Exons: 5
Coding region: 310-1107 (265 amino acids)
Biological process (GO): protein modification by small protein removal
Molecular function (GO): peptidase activity
Source: RefSeq, a predicted model, not a curated record
UUGAACCGGGACGGUUUGAGAUGGAGAAGAAACGUGUUAAUUUCUUAUUGGGUGGUACAUUCUAGAACGUUACAGAAUAAAGACGGUCGUCGGUAUAGGGGGUCAAAGUUGCUUAUACGACGUCGUAGAAGAAUCUUCGAAUUUCCCAAUCGCUCUUGCCUUUAUAAACCUCUCUAUGAACCAUUGCUGUCCAAGAAAUCUUCCAGAUUUGCGCAUAUCGACAAUUCUCCGAGCUUGCUGGAGAUACAAAGUACGGCGGCGAUUUUACGUAGUAAACGUGUUUCAAGGACUUUUAUUGUGUACUCGAAAAUGGCUGAGGAAGCGCAUAAGGUAACGUUGAAUGUCUAUGACCUAAGCCAAGGCUUGGCACGCCAGCUCUCGCAAUCACUCUUGGGGAAGGUUAUCGAAGGUGUAUGGCAUACAGGAAUAGUUGUCUAUGGAAAUGAGUACUUUUUUGGAGGAGGAAUACAGCAUUUGCCAGUUGGACGAACUCCAUAUGGAACACCAAUUCGAACGAUAGAGUUGGGUCUAUCACAUGUUCCUAAAGAUGUAUUCGAGAUGUAUUUGGAAGAAAUCAGUCCUCGUUACACCGCUGAAUCUUACAAUCUACUUACUCACAAUUGCAACAACUUCAGCAACGAGGUUGCUCAGUUUUUGGUGGGUAAAGGGAUUCCUGACUACAUUCUUCAGCUUCCCAAUGAUGUUCUAAACAGCCCCAUGGGUGGUCUUAUAAUGCCUAUGUUACAAGGCCUCGAAACAACUCUAAAAGCUGGUGCUGUUCCUCAAGUUCCACAGUUUAGGCCACAGCCACAACCUUUUGGAGCUUUUAGUAAAGAUGAAGGUCCAAAAAUUGAGAAAGCCUCUAAGCCUGAGGCAGCGGAAAUCUCAGCUGCAACUGAGAAAGUGCCACCUGUUGUUCAACCAUCAGCUAGUAAAGAGAAGGUGAAGGAGGACCCGUUGGGUGAUGCUAGGGCCAAGAUUCAGGAAGAGAUUACAACUGAAUUUGCAGCCCUCAUGGCACAAGGCACAUUACGAGCAAGUGAAGCAGCAGCUAUGGCGACUAAAAGAGUCAUGCAAAAGUAUGGACAACUCAAUGUAAAUACUUAAAGCAAAAUGAAACCCUUUAUUUUUACUGUAUUGAAAACUGAGUCCAGAAUCUUGAACGAUUUCAUUACACUAUUGCCUUCAGCUAUAUUUCGAUA